CGUAUAAAAAGACGGACUCUUUCUGUCUGAAAAAAACAAAAACCAACCAACCCUCUGGAAGCACAGGACCUUCGUUUGCACCUCACCUUAUCUUGGAUUUGUAAGAAGCCUCCAAGGACGCAAGAUGCCACUUUCAAGCAGCUCCACGUCCUCCUCCAAGAGCCUCCGCAGGGCGGCAUCCGAGCUGGAGAGGUCGGACUCUGUCACGUCCCAAAGGUACCUGGGAAGACGGCAGAGCUUGAUCGAUGACGCUCGGAAGGAGCGGGAAGCCGCCGCCGCCGCCGCCGCCGCCGCCGCCGAGGUCGCGGAGGCCAGCGAGCAGAUUGUCUUCGAGGAGGACGACGGAAAAGCCCUCCUCAACCUCUUCUUCACUUUAGUCAGCAACAAGACGUCCGUCCUGUCGAGGACGCUGAAAGUUUUUGAGACAUUUGAAGCAAAGAUCCAUCACUUGGAGACGCGGCCGUGCCGCAAGCCGAAAGACAGCCUUCACCGCUUGGAGUACUUUGUCCGCUGUGAGGUUCACCUCUCAGACGUCAGCACCCUCAUCAGCUCCAUCAGAAGAAACGCAGAAGAUGUCAAGACCACCAAAGAAGUCAAAUUUCACUGGUUUCCAAAGAAAAUAGCAGAUUUGGAUAAAUGUCACCAUCUGGUCACCAAAUUUGAUCCAGACUUGGAUCAUGAUCAUCCUGGUUUCACGGACCCAGUCUACAGACAGAGGAGAAAAAUGAUCGGCGACAUCGCCUUCGGAUACAGACAUGGCGAGCCGAUUCCAAGAGUGGAUUACACAGAAGACGAAAUCGGCACAUGGCGGGAAGUCUUCUCCACUCUGAGGGACUUGUACUCCACCCAUGCGUGCAGUGAGUACCUCGAGGCCUUCUGUCUGCUGGAAAAGCAUUGUGGGUACAGUCCAAACAACAUUCCUCAGCUGGAAGACGUGUCCCGCUUCCUGAAAGAGCGUACCGGCUUUCAGCUGCGUCCGGUGGCAGGUUUGCUCUCAGCGAGAGAUUUCCUCGCCAGCUUGGCAUUCCGGGUAUUCCAGUGCACCCAGUACAUUCGACACGGUUCCUCUCCGAUGCAUUCCCCGGAGCCCGACUGCGUCCAUGAACUUCUCGGCCACGUCCCCAUGUUGGCCGACCGCACGUUUGCCCAAUUUUCCCAGAAUCUCGGCCUGGCAUCUCUUGGCGCUUCAGAUGAAGACAUUGAGAAACUAUCCACACUCUACUGGUUCACUGUGGAGUACGGCUUGUGCAAACAGAAUGGAGAAGUGAGGGCUUACGGUGCUGGACUACUUUCUUCUUAUGGAGAGCUUGUGCACUCUCUUUCCGAUGAACCGGAGACCAGAGAGUUCUGUCCGGAAGUUGCAGCAGUGCAGCCCUACCAAGACCAAACAUACCAACCGGUCUACUUUGUAUCCGAGAGUUUUUCUGACGCAAAGGAGAAAUUCAGGACAUACGUUGCCGGUAUCCCCCGCCCCUUCUCGGUGAAGUUCGAUCCAUACACCAGCAGCAUCGAGGUCCUGGACAACCCCUUGAAGAUCCAAGGAGGCUUGGAAGGAGUGAAGGAUGAGCUGAAGAUGCUGACAGAUGCCCUCAGUGUUUUGUCCUGAGAACGUACCAUCCCGACGUGCGGGGACGCUGUCUUCAUCUGCUGCCGUUUGCGUCCUCUCUGCCUGACAUGUGUCAUGAUCGGUUCUUGUACGUCUGCUUUGGUGCUGUUUGGGUAUCGCUAUCGUCGUGGCUGGCAACAACCGCUAAAACCUCAAUGUCGGCGUUCUAGAUGAUGUUUCCAAAGAUGUUCAAUGCCUGUCUUGGUGUUUAGAGGCAAUAGCGCUCAUCCGGGCUGUCAAAGAAAUUGUGUCAUAACGGUAGAUAAUUAGGAAAUAUUAUUUUAUUCUUUAUUAUUUUAAUCACAUCACAUCACAUUAUAAUCACAUUUAAACAUAAAUAUGGACUCCAAGCAUCAUUGGCGCAACUUGGCUCGUGCCAUUACAUUCCAGUGAAUUCCAAUAGGCAGAUUGUUUGUGACAUUUGGUUCCACUUGGUAGACACAAACAUUUUUAAACAUUUUGAAAUGUUCUUGCCUCCAAACUCAAUUUUUGCCACUGUUAUAAGCCACCACGAGCCAGUUGGAGCCACUGCAUGCCACUAGGCACCUUAUUGGUGACACUGCGCGCCACAGCAAAUUGCAUUGGCGCGAACUGGCGCGAACCGGCGCGAACUGGCGCGAACUGGCACCAACUGGCGCCGGCCCAGUGGACUCCAAGCAUCAUUGGUGCAACUUGGCUCGCGCCAUUACAUUCCAGUGGAUUCCAAUAGGCGGAUUGUUUGUGACAUUUGGUUCUAUUUGGUAGACACAAACAUUUUUAAACAUUUUGAAAUGUUCUUGCCUCCAAACUCAAUUUUUGCCACUGUUAUAAGCCACCACGAGCCAGUUGGAGCCACUGCAUGCCACUAGGCACCUUAUUGGUGACACUGCGCGCCACAGCAAAUUGCAUUGGCGCGAACUGGCGCGAACCGGCGCGAACUGGCGCGAACUGGCACCAACUGGCGCCGGCCCAGUGGACUCCAAGCAUCAUUGGUGCAACUUGGCUCGCGCCAUUACAUUCCAGUGGAUUCCAAUAGGCGGAUUGUUUGUGACAUUUGGUUCUAUUUGGUAGACACAAACAUUUUUAAACAUUUUGAAAUUUUCUUGCCUCCAAACUCAAUUUUUGCCACUGUUACGGGCCACCACGAGCCAGUUGGAGCCACUGCCUGCCACUAGGCACCUUAUUGGUGACACUAGGUGCCACAGCAAAUUGCAUUGGUGCGAACUGGCGCCGGCCCAGUAAACUCCAAGCAUCAUUGGUGCAACUUGGCUCGCGCCAUUAUAUUCCAGUGAAUUCCAAUAGGCGGAUUGUUUGUGACAUUUGGUUCUACUUGGUAGACACGAAGAUUUUAAACAUUUUGAAAUUUUCUUGCCUCCAAAUUUUUGCCACCACGAGCCAGUUGGAGCCACUGCAUGCCACUAGGCACCUUAUUGGUGACACUAGGUGCCACAGCAAAUUGCAUUAGCGCAAACUGGCACCAACUGGCACCGGCCCAGUGAACUCCAAGCAUCAUUGGCGCAACUUGGCUCGUGCCAUUACAUUCCAGUGGAUUCCAAUAGGCGGAUUGUUUGUGACAUUUGGUUCCACUUGGUAGACACAAAAUUUUUUAAACAUUUUGAAAUUUUCUUGCCUCCAAACUCAAUUUUUGCCACCGUUACGGGCCACCACGAGUCAGUUGGAGCCACUGCAUGCCACUAGGCACCUUAUUAGUGACACUGGGCGCCACAGCAAAUUGCAUUGGCGCAAACUGGCGCGAACUGGCACCAACUGACGCCGGCCCAGUAAACUCCAAGCAUCAUUGGCGCAACUUGGCUCGUGCCAUUACAUUCCAGUGGAUUCCAAUAGGCGGAUUGUUUGUGACAUUUGGUUCUACUUGGUAGACACGAAGAUUUUAAACAUUUUGAAAUUUUCUUGCCUCCAAAUUUUUUCCACUGUUACAAGCCACCACGAGCCAGUUGGAGCCACUGCAUGCCACUAGGCACCUUAUUGGUGACACUGGGCGCCACAGCAAAUUGCAUUGGCCAAACUGGCACCAACUGGUGCCGGCCCAGUGGACUCUUUGUUCUCUUUCGCCACUCAGUUUCAAACCCAUUCUUAAGUUUAGAGCUUGCUAUGCUAGCAGUGGCUGUCUCUCGUGUUAGCAGAGAUGUGGUGUAAACAAAGAAUAGCGGGCGUGUAAAGGUGACAAUAGGGGGGGGGGGUUAUUUCAUGUCGCCAACGACCAAUUAACCCCCAUCAAGGAGGGGCCAUUGUAGUUGCUAUUGUAGAUACUAAAAUCUAAUUUCAGUGCAUCUAAAACAAAAAUAAAUAUAUGAUAAAUACAGCUUGUGGAUUAUGUGUUACGGAUUGAAAACAGUGGUUUAUGUAUUAUGUAUAUAUGCAUCUUGCUGUCUAAAUAUGCGAUUAAAAAAAGUCAUU
Molecule: messenger RNA, 4003 nt
Organism: Doryrhamphus excisus (bluestripe pipefish)
Lineage: Eukaryota; Metazoa; Chordata; Actinopteri; Syngnathiformes; Syngnathidae
Source: RefSeq, a predicted model, not a curated record